Messenger RNA from Panthera uncia (snow leopard), 2102 nucleotides. RefSeq names its product dynein assembly factor with WD repeats 1 (gene DAW1). The coding region runs from base 1 to 1734 and encodes 577 amino acids. Gene Ontology annotation, molecular function: protein binding. The transcript is spliced from 16 exons. Lineage: Eukaryota; Metazoa; Chordata; Mammalia; Carnivora; Felidae. The record is from RefSeq and is a predicted model, not a curated record.
AUGCUGCAUGUCCGGAUGAUGCUAAUUUAUGAGGGCCAGUUGGCUGGAGUCCAGGAGAGGGUAUUGAAAGCCUAUGCCCGGGAAAUACUUGGUAACGGGAGUCGCUUAUUAAAAGUUGAAGCCCUGCGCUGCCACCUGGUGGUCAAGUGUGGGAAGUGCGACAACACGGGUGUGUCCGGGCCCGUGCGAGGUCAGAGAGGGCGGCGGGAAGGUGUGAACUUGGCGCAGAAGUUAGGAAGACAUUUGAGGCGGAGGGCUGGAGGACACUUGAGACAUUUGAAGCAGAGGGAGCAUGGCAGGAAGGUUCCAGUCUUGGCACCGUGCGUGCAGAACAUGAUGAUCUUGGUGGGCCGGGAGGAAAGCCCUGGUCCCAAUAACCCAGGAUCCUUUGUCCCAGAGCAGUUUAUGGAUCUCAAGGAUCCAUGCACCAUCGGCGUCAAGAAGAAAACCAAACACUCACUUCCAUGGGACUGCUCGUCACAACAGGGCUUGGGUGCAUUGCCCCACAUUGGUCGGUUCCACCGUGGUGACGCUGGGCCACAGAAGAUAACCGGAACCCUCGACUAUGUGGAGAAGCAGAUCCCUGUGCUAGCUGAGAGUACUGACGUCAAUGCCUUAGUAGAGGAGAUACAGAAAGCGGAGCCGGUAAUCACAGCUUCACGAUCAGACCAAGUAAAGCUUUUACUACGGAGAUUACAAGACAAACUCAGGCAGCACAGCAACCACCAAUUCUAUCUUUUUAAGGUUCUCAGAGCACAUAUACUGCCAUUGACUAAUGUUGCACUUAAUAAAUCGGGGUCUUGCUUUAUUACAGGAAGCUAUGAUCGGACGUGUAAACUUUGGGAUACUGCAUCUGGAGAGGAGCUUCAUACCCUGGAGGGCCACCGGAAUGUGGUUUAUGCCAUAGCAUUCAACAAUCCGUAUGGUGACAAAAUUGCCACUGGAUCCUUUGAUAAGACUUGUAAGCUAUGGAGUGUAGAAACGGGAAAAUGUUACCAUACCUUUAGAGGUCAUACAGCAGAAAUAGUGUGUUUGUCAUUCAAUCCUCAAAGCACCCUCGUGGCCACUGGCAGCAUGGACACAACAGCCAAACUGUGGGACAUUCAGAACGGAGAGGAAGCGCUCACUCUGACGGGACAUUCGGCUGAAAUCAUCUCUUUGUCCUUUAACACCUCGGGAAACAGAAUCAUCACAGGGUCUUUUGAUCAUACAGUUGCAGUGUGGGAAGCUGAAACUGGAAGGAAGGUGUAUACCCUAGUUGGGCAUUGUGCUGAGAUUAGCAGUGCUUUAUUCAACUGGGACUGCUCUCUGAUAUUAACCGGCUCUAUGGACAAAACCUGCAUGCUGUGGGACGCUGCAAAUGGAAAAUAUGUGGCAACAUUAACAGGCCAUGAUGAUGAAAUACUAGACAGCUGUUUUGAUUACACUGGAAAACUUAUUGCUACUGCUUCAGCCGAUGGAACGGCAAGGGUUUUCAGUGCAGCCACAAGGAAAUGCAUUGCCAGAUUGGAAGGCCACGAAGGUGAAAUUUCAAAGAUUUCUUUCAACCCCCAAGGGAAUCGUCUUCUAACGGGCAGCACUGAUAAGACAGCGAGAAUCUGGGAUGCUCAGACUGGUCAGUGCCUCCAGGUUCUUGAGGGGCACACUGAUGAGAUCUUUUCGUGUGCUUUCAACUAUAAAGGCAACAUAAUCAUUACAGGUAGCAAGGAUAAUACGUGUAGGAUAUGGCGUUGACAGAAGAGAGCCGGUUGGUGAGCGGAUUUGCUAGCAGUGGAGGUGAAGGUAGAGCUUCACAGUUGUCAAGCAAGCUAUUUUCAUGUUUCACAUCUUCUCUUCUUCCGCAAGGCAACUACAUGCUGUCCUUAGCUUCGCAGAUAUGACCGUUAAAACUAAUAAACUUACAUCACGUCUUCAUAGUAUUUGAUGGAAAUGGUAGGAGAGACCACAAUGUGUGGCCAAUGUCACUGGUGAUUGCAUCUUUGUUUUUAUUUUUAGUAGCAUCAUGAUAGUGAUAAAGGAAAUCAGAGUGAUUUCACGGUGUGUCUCAGAUUCUCCUUUGAAAGCUCUUAUAAAAUCUGUUGAAUAAAGGUUUUGGAAGCAGU